Messenger RNA from Magallana angulata, 2770 nucleotides. RefSeq names its product steroid 17-alpha-hydroxylase/17,20 lyase-like. The record is from RefSeq and is a predicted model, not a curated record. Gene Ontology annotation, molecular function: steroid 17-alpha-monooxygenase activity; heme binding; iron ion binding. Bases 157 to 1656 code for a protein of 499 amino acids. Lineage: Eukaryota; Metazoa; Mollusca; Bivalvia; Ostreida; Ostreidae. Gene Ontology annotation, biological process: hormone biosynthetic process; progesterone metabolic process. The transcript is spliced from 11 exons.
AUCGAGGUCAGUGUACUAGAUUUAUCCUGCGCAUGCACUAAUCUAUAAAAGCAACUCUCAGCUGUUUUUUGAAGACUUGUGAAAACGGUACUUAAAGCGAGUGUAGCAUUCAGAGAUAAGAAUAACACACAGAGAGAAGGAAUAAAAGAUUCAAUCAUGUUGACGUUGUCCAUGAACACCCAGACCAUUUUGGCGGGAAUGAGCAUUGGUCUUUUUGUGUACUACGUCAUCAAACGGAUGCGGUAUCGUCUGCCACCUGGACCAUGGUGUAUCCCACUAGUUGGACACUAUAAAAUUUAUUCAUCGCCUGAGAUUCACGUAAAAAUCGCAAAGCUUGCAAAGGAAUACGGUCCUAUAGUCCGGCUGUCUGCUGGUCCUCAAACCUGGGUUGUUCUUAAUGACAUCAACUCUGUGCUGGAAGCAAUGGUAAAGAGAAAAGCUGAUUUCGCUGGAAGACCACAUUUUGCAUCAGGUGACAUGUUUACAGAAGGAGGAAAGGAUAUAGCCUUGGCUAAUUAUUCAGCUUCCUGGAAAUUCCAUAGGAAAAUAGCCGGAAAGGCCCUUAGGCAUUAUCUUCAAGGGGAUUUAUUGGAAAACAUGAUUCAAGACAAUAUGAAUAAAUUUUUGGACAAAAUGGCUGAAGAGAAAGGACCAUUCGUUUUUAAAGAAUAUGUGGAUCUGAUGGUUUUUCAUCAACUGUACACAAUAUGUUUUGGAGAAAAACGUCCUGUAGAUGACCCGGAAGUGAAAGAGUUUAUAAAAUUAGACAAUGAUUUGUCGGAGAAAUUUGGUGCCGGUUUUUUUGAAGACAUAUUUCCCUACCUGAAAAACAUCUUUACAACGGCAAAAUGGAAGGUAUUUCUUGUGCUUUCAGAAGAAGUGCUGAACAUUCUCCGGAAAAAAUUCAAAGAACAUAAGGAAACCUUCCAACCAGGAGUAAACAGGGACUUUAUAGACAGCAUGCUUAUCGCCAAACAGGAAGCGAAGGAUGAGGGCGAUGAGGCGGUCCUGGAGAUCUUGGAUGAUACGCACCUGGUCCAGACAAUUUCUGAUAUUUUCUUUGCGGGGGUUGAUACAACUCGUUUCACAAUGGACUGGUUCGUUUAUUUCAUGACACGAUUUCCAGAAUUCCAAGAAAAAUGUCAGGAGGAAAUUGACAGAGUUGUUGGUCCCCAUCAGCCCUCGAUGAAGGAUAGAAGCAAAUUGGAUUAUACUGAGGCCUGUCUAUUUGAAUCGAUGCGACUUUCAAAUGUUCUUGGUCUCGGGGUCCCACACAUGACAAUCUGUGAUUCACAAAUUGGGGGAUACGAUGUACCAAAAGGCACUACUGUAUUAAUUAACUUCUGGGCACUUCACCAUGACCCUAAACAAUGGAAGGACCCAGAGCAAUUUGACCCACAUCGCUUUCUUGAUGAAAACGGCAAAAUGAAACCUAUAAAACCGGAAAGUUGGCUUCCAUUCUCAGCCGGACGCCGAGUUUGUUUGGGAGAAACGUUAGCCAAACCAGAGAUCCUACUGAUGUGUGCCAAUCUUCUAAAACGAUUUGAAAUAAGUCUCCCAGAGGGCGUGAAGCCCAAUUUAGAGUAUCAUAUGCAGGGAUUUGGUGUAGAACUGCCAUCUGAUUACAAAAUUGUGGUAAAAGAAAGAUCUGGAUGAUUAAACGUGGUUAUGGAACAGAUUCUUCAUUAAAGCUGCUUUGAUCGAUUUUUUCGCUGUAACAUUAUCAAAUUAUUUUCCAUACAAACCAAUUAUCUUAAAAAGUUAGAGAGUUUCACCAAUUUAAAAGUACAUAAGCAGAAACAGUCCUCUUUCAAAAUUAAAAAUAAUCAAAUCAAAUUUUAUAUGGAAACAAAAAAUGCAUCAUAGGAUUUUCAUUAAAAUGGGAACUGUUUGGUUUUAUCUCACGAUUUGUUGGACUUAUAUUCAACGAAUGAAAACAAUACAAACUUCAAAAAUAUCAGUAAAAAAUGUACACUUUUUUUAUAUGGGUCAACAGUUUUAGAAUCCUAUUGGGGUUUUUUUUACAGUAAAUGUUAAAGUCUAAAUGCAAUCGCCUCCACGCUGGGGCAAAUCUUAAUAAGGGACAUAUAACGCAGUAACUUUCAAGGAAGGUUUCUAAUGUUAACAAAUUUUAUAUCAUUUUUUCAUGGAAAUCAAGCUUAAUUGACUUGAAAAACUACUGAAAUACCUUUUAUUUUAUACUAGAACAUAUAUUAUACAAACCCGCCGCUAAAUGUAAAAUCGGAUCAAGCAGCUUUAAAAACACAUCUAUGUAAGAAUGGAACAAUUACAAUUCUGACAUACCUUGCUGGUCAAAAAAAAAACCGAUCGAAUUACCUAUUUACAUAGUUCAUUUUAUCCUUAGGGUUAUUAGAUUUAUCUCUCAUAUCACUAUCACUCAUUAUUUGUGAGUCAACUUGUUUACUUGGUUAUAUUUUUUCAUUAUCCACUUAGCAUGACAUCAUCAAUCAAUUCUAGUACAAAUAUGUCACACUUGUUUUUGAAUUUUUUUUCUAUUAGACGAUGAUGAUAAGAAAUGCAUAAUUAUGCAGUAGGUACAUAUACUAAUGAAUUGUUCAUCUACCAUCGCUUUCGAUGUACCUAUCAAUUGAUCUGUCAACGUGAAACGUUAUUAUUUUUUUGUUGUGUAUGCUAUAAUUUCAACUUGGUUUGAAAAAAACCCCAAAUGUAUCGGGACCAUUUAUAUACCGUAAUUGUUCUAUUAGAUACAUGUUCUUCAGGUUUAAAUUGUUUGUAAAAUUUUUAAUUU